CUUUAUAAUUCCUACUAAUAUAAAGUAUACACUAAAGAGCAUUGAUCUCCUUGAUUAAGGGGUUCAUUUGUUCAUUGUGUGUUCAAAUUUAAGAGAGAAAUUAAGUAUGGGCAACAGUUUGGGAUGGAAAAAGACUGCAAAAGUCAUGAAGAUAAGUGGUGAGACAUUCAAGUUCAAGACACCAGUGAAGGCUGGGGAGGUAGUUAAGGACUAUCCAGGGCAUGUUUUGCUAGAAUCAGAGGCCGUUAAGCAUUAUGGCAUUAGGGCAAAGCCAUUGGAAGCACACCAAGACUUGGUGCCAAAAAGGCUUUACUUCCUAGUAGAGCUACCAAAUACUCCAACUGAGAAAGUUCCAAGAAGAGUUCGUUCAGGGAUUACCAUGAGUGCUGAAGACAGGCUCGAAAGCCUGAUGCACUCUAGGAGAUCAACAUCUGAUCUCUCGAUAAUGAAGCCUGCUAGCAUUGCGGCCGAGGAGGCAAAAAGUGGUGCAAUGAGGGUGAAGAUGAGAUUACCGAAGGCAGAAGUGGAGAGGUUGAUGCAAGAAAGUAAAGAUGAGACUGAGGCAGCUGCUAAGAUUGUGGAUCUCUGCAUGGCAAACACUGCAGGUGGCAGCAAUAAUAGCUCUCGUGAGAUUGCACAAAAUGGUCAAGAGAGUGCGUUGUUGCAGCAACAAGUUCAUUGGAAGAGUGGCCAUGGGAGAGUCAGCAGCCAAGGUAUCAUCAAGGCACGUGAGAAGCGAGUGAGUUUCCUGCCAGUCAAUGAAGGAGAGACGCAAAUAGCUGUGGCUUCUUAUUAGCAAAUGAUCCAAAUAUAUAUAUAUAUAGUGGUCGUGAAGCAAAAGCAGUUUUAUCUAUACAGAUUAAUUAUGAAGGUGGUCGAGAGAACAUAACCUAGCUAAUCGCAUUUCCUCUACUUCAGCCCCUGCAGAUUCUCACGGACCUCGUUCUUGUUUUUGUACAUAGAACCAAGGAGCUUUGAGGUCUUGAGGAUGUGCUUAGAGUACUGAGAGAUGUAACCUUUGCCUGUAAAUUAUUUUACGAAAAAUUCUGCAAUGA
Populus euphratica (Euphrates poplar) is the source of this 1055-nucleotide messenger RNA. RefSeq lists its product as uncharacterized. NCBI's taxonomy places the organism in Eukaryota, Viridiplantae, Streptophyta, Magnoliopsida, Malpighiales, Salicaceae. Bases 107 to 796 code for a protein of 229 amino acids. The record is from RefSeq and is a predicted model, not a curated record. The transcript is spliced from 2 exons.